This is a messenger RNA of Drosophila elegans, 1386 nucleotides long. Its product is annotated as kelch-like protein 41b. NCBI's taxonomy places the organism in Eukaryota, Metazoa, Arthropoda, Insecta, Diptera, Drosophilidae. Gene Ontology annotation, molecular function: protein binding. The transcript has 3 exons. The record is from RefSeq and is a predicted model, not a curated record. The coding region runs from base 235 to 1206 and encodes 323 amino acids.
UUCUAAUUUAUUCAAGUAAAUGCCGACUCUUCUUGCUGGCUUUGUUUAAAUAAAGGGAAAGGCCCCAGAAAAAAUUGAUGUUUCAUUUGUGUAAAGCUUACAUUCAGUCAGUUGGCUUGACUUAGAAAAAGAAAAACUCCAAUCAAACACCAAUUUAAUCCUGCUGGAGAUUUAAGCCACAAAAAGCUGCGCAUAUUCCUUAAUCGAAGUCGAUAAGAGACUAAAACUACAACUAUGGAGAAUUGGCUGGCCUGUUCUUAUAAGAAACUUACGGAGGAGGAUGAUUUCGCCGACUGCUGGAUAAUUGUUGGUGCGCGGAAAUUCGGAUGCCAUAGGGUGAUAUUGGGCGUGGCUUCGGAGUUCUUUAAGCGCGCAUUCCAGCCUGGUUUUGCAGAGGCGAAAAAAAGGGAGUUAAACCUAACUGAUGUCACGCCGGAAAUUUUCGAAAAGUUUCGGCUCUAUGUAUACGCCUACGACAAGGACACGCUCAAUAGUUACAGCAACUCGGAUAUCAUCAAGCUGAAGGAGUGCGCCAACAUGUGGAUGGUAGAACCACUUAAAAUUGCCUGUGACGAGAUCUUCAGGAUAAGGUUUCCCCAGAUGUCGUACCCGGAUUUGCUACUAUACUUUGAGCAUGCGCAUCACGUACAUGACAGGAAUCUCAUCGAAGUGAUUGUGCUGUUUUUGAAAAAAAAGAUUUCAAUGUCAUCGAUUCCCGAAGAAAUUUAUGAACUUGGCUCAGAUGUGUUUAGAGAGUUUUUGAUGGUCAUCAGGGGAUCGGUGACUGAGAGAGUGCGUUAUGACAUGGUGCAGAAGUAUGUCGGGGUAUAUGGGUUUGUGCUCAACCUGAGCGAUCUCAACAAGUGGGAGUUCCACGGAUUCUCCAAUCAAAGCGAAACAAAACCCGCCGUCACGUCAGUAUUUAAGUUUGGACCUUCCAAUCCAAGUGAGAAAACAGCGGAUGACUAUGCCAACCCAAAUCCCUUCAAGGUUGAGAAAUUGAACUCCACCGAACGUAACGCUAUACCCUUUGAUCCCAGGGCAAAGAAAAUCAACAGCGAAUAUGUGAAGAACAUUUUGGGUCUUAUCGAGUACACAAAAAUGACAGCCAACGAGUUCUUCGAGGGGCCUGGAAAAUCCAAAAUGAUGACAUUUGAGGACAAGUUCAACUUUAUGUAUAAGAUAGCAACUAGGAGGAGUAUUUAACUGAUCUAAAUAUGAGAAAAACAGGCAAAACUUAGCUUUAAAUGUGUUGCCAUUGAUUCGAAAGCUGUGCAAGCUAAUCCAUUUUUGUUUAAAACUUCUACACAAGACUGUAAUCGUUUGUAAAUAAACUUGCUUAAACUAUGUAUGUAUUUACACAAAAUAAAACUCAACUUUAACCAA